AUGGAAACAAGGGCUACCAGGAAUGCCAUUUUGGAUAAGAAGCAGCUGUGGGAAAUCCCUGUUCCUUAUGUAUUAGAAGACAGUCUUGAUAUGAAUGCUAAAGGAAUCAUUCUCCAGGCUUUUGAGCAUUUCCGAUUGAAGUCAUGUAUUGAUUUUAAGCCCAGAGACUCCGAGGAAUACUACCUUUCAGUCAGAAGCAAUAACGGGUGUUAUUCUUAUGUUUCAAGGAUUAUUAAAAGUGGCCAAGUUGUUUCGAUCGGUCGGCGAUGUGAUCAUCUUGGCAUAGUAGAGCAUGAGUUUCUCCAUGCUCUGGGCUUUUUUCAUGAACAAUCAAGAUAUGACAGAGAUGACUACAUAACCAUUAUUUGGAAAAACAUCAUGGACGGACACCAGAGUAAUUUCCAGAAAUUAUCCCCGAAAUCUAGUACAACAUUUAAUGCUCCAUAUGACUACUUAUCAGUAUUGCACUACGGCCAGAAUUACUUCUCCAAAAACUCAGGAAUGACAAUUGCCACUAAGUUACCGCAGUACCAGGACAAAAUUGGCCAGAGAAUGGAAAUGAGCCACACUGAUGUCUAUAAGUUGAAUCGCCUUUAUAACUGCAAUGCAUCAGUUUCUUUUAUGGAGCAUUGCUCCUUCUCCGAGGUUGACAUCUGUGGGAUGAGCUAUUGUGAAAAAGGCUUGACCAAAGGUUGGAAGAGAAUGAGCUCUGCUGCUGGAGGGCCUUUUACUGACCACACCAGCCUUGACAAGAUGGGGGGUAAAGCUCCUAACACUAACUUUCUGAAGAUUUGUUAUUUCAUGCAUGUUAGCACAUCAUCUGGCCAGGAGGGAGACUCAGCCUGGCUGGAGACCGACAAGAUGAGCCCCACCAGGAAGUGUUAUGUACAGUGUCUCCAGUUCUUCUACUACCACAGUGGGAGCGAGUCAGACCAGCUCAACAUCUGGAUCAGGGAGUUCCAGGAUGAGAGGGACUCUACAGGAAAUCUCCGCCUCAUGGGUCAGAUCACUGGUGAACCAACCUUUGAUUGGCAGUUUUACAAGGUUCCCCUGAAUGCUGCUAAGCCUUUCCAGGUUGUGUUUGAGGUGCGUAAGGGAAAUGAAGACUCUUUGGGAGGCUUUUCCAUUGAUGACAUCAACCUAUCUGAGUCUGAGUGUCCACAUCAAGUAUGGCAAGUCAAGAACUUUGAGAGGCUUUUGACAAACACUGACUACAACACUUAUCUGUACGGCCCUCGGGUGUAUUCUACAGAAGGUUAUGCUUACCAGAUGGUUAUUGCUUUGCGGGAAACGUUUUUUGGAGUUUAUUUUCGUUUAGUGUCGGGUGACCAUGAUUCAACACUUGAAUGGCCUUGCCCAUGGAGACAGAUUACCUUCAUCAUGUUGGAUCAGAACCCUCACAUUCAAGAACAGAUGUCCUAUCAGAUCACUUUGACCACUGAUCCAUCAUACACCGCAUUUGACAACCCUCAUACAGAGGGAAGACGAAGUAGAGUGAAAGAAGAAUCUGUUUAUGUGAACCCAGCUCAAGGUGUGAGAUCAUUUAUUUCCCUGGAGGAACUUAAGAGCCGAGACUUCCUGAAGGGGGGCACUGCUGUCUUCCUCUUUUCAAUGAAAGGUUUGCUAUCAUGA
Messenger RNA from Scomber scombrus (Atlantic mackerel), 1632 nucleotides. Its product is annotated as meprin A subunit beta-like. Gene Ontology annotation, cellular component: membrane. The record is from RefSeq and is a predicted model, not a curated record. NCBI's taxonomy places the organism in Eukaryota, Metazoa, Chordata, Actinopteri, Scombriformes, Scombridae. Bases 1 to 1632 code for a protein of 543 amino acids. The transcript is spliced from 8 exons. Gene Ontology annotation, molecular function: zinc ion binding; metalloendopeptidase activity; protein binding. Gene Ontology annotation, biological process: proteolysis.